CUUCAGCACCACCUGGCCCAGGGUCACGUGGUAGCACAGGUACACGUCCCCGAAGCCCCCGUACUCCAGCGGCUCCUUCCGGAUCAGAUCCGCCGAGGUCAUUUGAAACGAGGACUGAGGUGCGGAGGCCAUCUCUGAGAACUACAACUCCCAGCAUUCACCACUGGGAGCCUGCAUAUGCAGCAGUGCUCUGCUUGGCUCGGACGCGGAGCUGCAGCUUUUUGCGCCCCAGCAGCGGCGGGUCUGGGAAACCGACAAUCUGCCGGAUUGAAGCAGGUUUAAAAGGACGAGGAGGGUCAGCGUGGGGUCUCUCCACACUGGGUCUGUCAGGAUGGGUAAUGGCAUCAACAAGGUGCUGUCUGACUUAUACUUGGGCAAUUUCAAAGAUGCAAGAGACCGAGAACAGUUAGCCAGGAACAACAUCACACGCAUCCUGUCCAUCCAUGACAGUGCAGCUCCAAUCCUCCAGGAGAUGACCUAUCUCUGCAUUUCAGCAGCUGACCUGCCCACACAAAACCUGACUCAGCACUUUAAAAAAAGUAUAAUUUUCAUGCACGAGUCUCGCCUCAAAGGAGAGGGCUGCCUCGUUCACUGUUUGGCAGGUGUGUCCCGCAGUGUCACCCUGGUGAUUGCUUACAUCAUGACAGUGACAGGCCUGGGCUGGCAGGAGGCGCUGGCUGCCGUGAAGGUGGUCCGACCAUGUGCCGGCCCCAACCUGGGUUUUCAGCGGCAGCUCCAGGAGUUUGAAGCUACUCAGGCCGAUGAGUUCAGAGAGUGGCUACGGGACGAAUAUAAGGACAACCCCUUCAAUGAUGAGGCGGAGAUACGGGACUUGCUUGCCAGAGUGUCCAAAGUCAAUGGCGAAGGGUUGAACCAAAAGGUAUCUACCCCACCUGGAGGUACCUGACCAGAAAUGUUCAUGAGAUCUUUAGUAGCUGAGUCUGGAGGGUUACACCAGUGUGUGAUGCUUCAGUAUUCUGGACUUGUCUGGAAGUCUAACAUGCUUUUGGAUUGGACUACUGUCAGGAUGUUUAAUGCUGCUGGAACAAUCCUCUCAAUGGACAUAAACACUGAAACCAUAUCUGGACCUUUAUUAAGCAGAGCAUAUAUAUUAAAAAAAAAAUUCUUGCACUAGUUUAAGUUUUUGUUGCUGUUUUUUCUAAUUUAUAAAUGUUAACUGUGUUUUGUGAACAGUGAAAUAAAACGAGUAAAGGAA
This is a messenger RNA of Hippoglossus stenolepis (Pacific halibut), 1216 nucleotides long. It is a transcript of the gene dusp22b, whose product is annotated as dual specificity phosphatase 22b. The record is from RefSeq and is a predicted model, not a curated record. Gene Ontology annotation, cellular component: cytosol. Gene Ontology annotation, molecular function: protein tyrosine/serine/threonine phosphatase activity. The transcript is spliced from 8 exons. Lineage: Eukaryota; Metazoa; Chordata; Actinopteri; Pleuronectiformes; Pleuronectidae. Gene Ontology annotation, biological process: positive regulation of JNK cascade; protein dephosphorylation; regulation of cell population proliferation. Bases 332 to 907 code for a protein of 191 amino acids.